AUGGCAGCAGCGACGAUGGCGAUGGCGAGGGCGGUGCUGGUGGCCGUCGUGCUGAUGCAGUGCUGCAACGUGAUGGUCGCGGCGAGGCCGUUGCUGAUGGAGGCGCCGGCGGUAGCGACAUCAGACGGCGGCGGCUGGCUGGGGAUGAUCAUGCAGGUGCUACAGGGCGGCAACAACAGCGGCUGCCGAGCUCCCAACGGAUCCUGCCCCUGA
Miscanthus lutarioriparius is the source of this 213-nucleotide messenger RNA. Lineage: Eukaryota; Viridiplantae; Streptophyta; Magnoliopsida; Poales; Poaceae. The record is from the annotation of a GenBank genome assembly.